AUGUCAUGGAUCAGCCAGACAUGCAUGACACCUCGUAAGGACAUGUUCAUACGUUUGAAUAACCUUUCCACAGGUUCAACUCCCUCACAGAGGAUGACAAGCGACGGAUCAGGCACAGACGUCGACAUCGGAAGGUGUGGACGCUCUUUGCCAGAGUGGGGGCGAACCGGGAAGCCAGAGAGUGGAGAGGACGGCGCGUACGUGCGGCAAAGUUUCACCAUUGGACACCCGUCGAGGUGGCGAGCUGGAUCUCCCAUCUUCUCCGGAAAGCAGAGGUACAGAGGCCGUCGCAGAGAACAGGAGGGCAUGGUGUUUGGGAGCAUGGGCUGCUCAAGGCUGAUCACAUCGGGGAAGCUCCCGCUCCUCGUCUCCGGUGAUGCCAAGGGUGGUACGACUAGCAUGGGAGGAGACGACACCGGCCCAGGUGCUGCGGAAAAUCGGGUGAUCAACCCUACAGUGGAGAAUGCGCAAGAGAGCGGUACUGCAGCCAACCCCACACCGGAGGAAGGGGGGGGGGUGGUCGACUCUUCCGAUACCACCCCGGUGAAAACGGAAGGGUCGUCGUCACCAGCAGCAGCACCCCCUUGUGAUUCCGCUCCCUCUCUAGCCGAAGAAGUGAAGAAAUGCUCCGGUGUACUCGUUGACGCUCAAGACAGCAGUAUUGCGGGCGUUGGUCAAGCCCAAGGCGAUGAUAACUAUGAAAAGAACACCGACGAUGGUGGCCAUGGGAACGUCAACAACAAAGACGACGAUGACGACGACCUUAGCAGUAGUGUCGACAACAGCAACAACGGAUGGGCUGAAGUGGAAGCUGGGGAGCGCACGGGCUACUCCGGAGCCGCGGUGGAGCCUUUUGCCGUCAAGGAAGGAAUAAAUGGGUGCUGCAUUAUGGAGGCAAUGGAAGACGCGUUGGGACAUACUGAAGACGCCUUGACCCGGUUCAUCAAGAGCUCGACGAGGCUGGCACGCCCUGCCGAAGUCGAGCAGAAGAGGGUAGAGCUCAUGGUGAGGGAGCUGCUGACGAUCCGGCCGUACUCGACGGCCAGCCAACUCAAGCUCAGGGCGUUAGGCGUCGUCAUCGUGCGAAGCGCUGAGGCUCCCCGAGAUCUAACCAACGACGAAAUUAACGCGCAGCUGCCGUUGUUGGCAAGAGUUUUGACUGCGGGUUACCGGCGUCAGGCGGCAAUGGUCGAGCAAGGGUUAGAGUUCGCGGCUGCGAGGAUCCAGGGCCUGGCCAGGGGCAAGCACAUCCGCAGGGUUAUGUCUUCCAUCUGGCAGCAAGCCAAUGAGUAUGCCCGGAAUAUCGUCCAGGGGGAGAGAGAGGCUAGGAUGAAGAGGGAGAAAGCGCAAAGGGCCAAAGAGAAGGGAAGGAUUUUCUACCGCCCGCGAACCACAAGAACAAACGUACGCAAACGGACUGGAACGGGGAAUGGCGGGGCAAGAGAGGAGGCUUUCCAAGGACCUAGAACGUUCUUGCACGCGGUGGGAACCAGCCUGUCACUUUCCGAGCUUCGCCCGUGCACCACGUACCGCCUGGCGCUUGCGAUUCCGCCAGUCAUUCGGAACGAGCUCCUCGAAUCUGCAAGGUGCGCGGUCGGCACCAUUGUCCAUUGGAUGUGCUUUGGUAGUGAAGGGGAGGCCGGAAAAAGCGAUGUUUCUUUGCAGGGGUCGCUAGGAGUCACGGAGGCCAUCCGCUCCCUCGAGACAUCGACGGAAUCUAAGACAAAAGACAACAACGGUGUCAGCGACGGUGUUAGUGGCGGGGAUAGUGGUGAAGGUGCAGAAUCCACCUCAGGGCACUUGGACGUGGAGACCCUCCCUGAUGUCCCCGGCGAGGUGCCACUAUUGAAGUGCAAGGUCCUCACGUCGGCCUCCGCCGUCGAUCCGCGCGAUCCAUCAGGCGUCCUUUCGUUGCGGCGGUGGCAGUCACCGUACCCUGCAAUUGCAAACAUGGACGGUCCUGUACCCGAGGACUUUGUCGUCCUUGCCCCGGGUCGCCCUGAACCCGUGGUUUCUCUCCAAUGGCAGGGCCCCGAGAAUAACGGGCUCGAUAUCUGCAGGAUUGGGCGUACGGGAGCUUGGCAAAAAGUUCGCUCGCGAGGCGGCACCGGGAGGCGUGGAGAUGGAGGUGGAGAAGACGGAAGGCAACCACUGACUUUCGACGAGGUGGACGCUCCACUGAGGACCAUUUCAGUCGACACCCUGAAGGAGGUCGCCGUCAACGGGCUUGCGCUUGUCUACAGGUAG
Molecule: messenger RNA, 2247 nt
Organism: Ectocarpus sp. CCAP 1310/34
Lineage: Eukaryota; Phaeophyceae; Ectocarpales; Ectocarpaceae
Source: the annotation of a GenBank genome assembly